GAAUCACCACAAAAUUCAACAUUGCUUAAACAAAAACAGUUACUUUUACUCUGUUAUGUUGCCAUUCUGGUUAUUUUAAACAUUUUACAUUUGCUUAUUUUUAGGUUAGAUUAUUUACUAUGUUUGCAAUAAAUCGGCAUAAACGGCUUAAAAACCUAAUAAAUUUCAGGAAAUAUGUGGAAAAUAAUGUUAGGUAUUUCGCGGCCAAAUUAAAGGACCCAGAAGUAACCAUACCAUUCGCAAAUGGGCGUAACCUAACGAUAUCGACCGGGCAAUAUGCCAGAAUGGCUGAUGGUUGUGCUGUAGCAACCAUAGGUGAUACAUCGGUUAUGGUUACUGUUGUGUCCAAAACCAAGUCUUCUUCUGCUGGUUUUUUACCAUUGGUGGUGGAUUAUAGACAAAAAUCUGCCGCGGCAGGGAGGAUACCUACUAAUUUUUUAAGAAGGGAGUUGGGUCCUUCUGAGAGGGAAAUAUUAACAUCUAGGCUAAUAGACAGAAGUCUACGUCCAUUAUUCCCUGAUAACUAUAAUUAUGAGACUCAGUUAGUGUGCAAUAUGUUGGCAGUAGAUGGCAUUAAUAGCCCUGAUGUAGCAUCAAUUAACGCAGCUUCAGCUGCAUUAAGUUUGAGUGAUAUACCAUGGAACGGCCCUAUAGGGGCUGUAAGAGUGGGUCUUAUAGAUACAGAGAUGAUAGUAAACCCCACAAGAAAAGAAUUACAACAAUCUGGUUUGAAUUUGAUUGUUUCCGCUACAAAGAGGAAUUUGGUGGUUAUGUUGGAGGGUAAUGCUGAUAAUAUAUUGCAUCAGGAUUUAAGUAAAGCUAUUAAAUUGGGAACGAAAGAGGUUCAACAUAUUGUUAAUGGCAUUGAGGAAUUACAAAAGAGUUUUGGGAUGCCCAAACGAAUUUUGGAGGUCCCUCAAGUUCUUUCAGCAGAAAUUUAUGAAGCAUUAAGAUCAUUGUCUGAGAUGAGGGUCAAAGAAAUAUUCAAGAACUACACAUUAGAUAAAUUAGAACGCGAUAACGCCCUUAACAAUAUUAGAAUGGAUGUCCUAGACAAAAUAAGGCAAUCAUUUCCUGAUGUGGACUUAAAUUUACUUCAAGAUGGUUACAACAAACUUGUAAAGUCGAUAUUCCGCGAGUUGAUUUUCGAGGAGGAAAAAAGAUGUGAUGGAAGGCAGUUUGAUGAUAUAAGAAACAUUUCCUGUAAAGUAAACAUGUAUAAACCUUUGCAUGGUUCCGCGAUGUUUCAAAGAGGGCAAACUCAAGUUUUUUGUACUGUCACAUUAGACUCACAUGAAAGUGCUAUGAAGUUGGAUCCUAUGGCUAUUUUGACAGGUGGAGUUAAAGAGAAGAACUUCUUUCUCCACUAUGAGUUUCCGCCUUUUGCUACCAAAGAAACUGGUAAAAUUGGGCCGCUAGGUAGAAGAGAAAUGGGACAUGGUGCUUUGGCUGAAAAAGGUCUGAUACCAACUGUCCCACACGAAUAUCCAUUUACUAUUAGACUGACCUCUGAAGUAUUGGAAUCAAAUGGUUCCAGUUCGAUGGCUAGCGUGUGCGGUGGCAGCUUGGCCCUGAUGGACGCCGGUGUGCCGGUCAAUGCAGCUGCAGCUGGCGUAGCUAUCGGUUUAGUUACGAAGUAUGACGAGGAUAAGAAGAAUGUUACAGAUUAUAGGGUUCUUACGGAUCUGUUGGGCAUCGAAGACUACAUGGGCGAUAUGGACUUUAAGGUGGCCGGAACAAAAAAAGGAUUCACCGCUCUGCAGGCGGACAUAAAGAUACCCGGUUUGCCGCUGAAAAUCGUAAUGGAAGCGAUAGAAAAAGCCAGUGAUGCAAAAAAGACCAUCCUGGGAAUAAUGAGCGAUUGUUUAAGCAAACCCAGGUCCGACAAAAAGGAAAACUGGCCGGUGUGCAAAAAGCUGGAAGUGGAAGCCCACAAAAGGGCUCGACUUUUGGGAAUCGGCGGCAUAAACCUAAAAAAACUCUUCGCCGAAACGGGAGUGCAAGUCUCGCAAAUUGACGACACCACCUUUCAAAUAUUCGCGCCCAGCCAGAACGCGAUGGACGAAGGCGAGGAGAUCAUCACGAAAUUGCUGAACGCCGAACGAGCUCCUGAGCUGGAGUUCGGCGGGAUUUACCCAGCCAAAAUCGUUGAGUUGCGCGAUAUCGGCGUUAUGGUGACGCUGUAUCCUGGCAUGCCGCCCGCCCUGCUGCACAACUCGCAACUCGACCAAAGAAAGGUGGCCCAUCCCACUGCGCUGGGCCUGGAUGUGGGCCAGGAAUUGCAAGUAAAAUAUUUCGGCAGGGAUCCAGUCUCUGGACUAAUGAGGCUGUCCAGAAAAGUCCUGCAAAGAUAGAAUAUAAGCUCGCUCAUCCUGCUACAAAUGUAUAAAAUUUCAUCCUUGCUCUCCAUCUUACUCCUUAUAUUUUACCCCUUUUAUUAACCCCUACCUCAGUCGCUCCCUUUUAAGUAUAUUUAAGUAUGUUUAUUGUUGAUCGUUGUUUUUUAUAAGUAGGUACCUAGGUAUUUUUUAAUAA
Messenger RNA from Brassicogethes aeneus, 2535 nucleotides. Lineage: Eukaryota; Metazoa; Arthropoda; Insecta; Coleoptera; Nitidulidae. The record is from the annotation of a GenBank genome assembly.